Messenger RNA from Prorocentrum cordatum, 1233 nucleotides. The record is from the annotation of a GenBank genome assembly. Lineage: Eukaryota; Dinophyceae; Prorocentrales; Prorocentraceae.
UGGCUCUGGCAGGGGCGCUCUACUCCGGCCCCCUCUCUCUCGCCGAGGGCGCGGCCCCGCGCCCGAGGGUGCGAUGGAGGUCUCCUCCGGCAGGCCGUUUGCAGGCGCGCGCAUCACGGCUGGGGAUAUCAACAAGUACCUGGAUCUGUCGAGGACCCCGUGCAAGGUGAACUACAAGGGAUCCAGCAGCCCCGGCCCCGCGACCCACUCCCGCCCCCUGUGGAAGAACAACAACGACCCCUUCCAGUACGACAGGAACUACCUCCAGAGGGCGGACAUCGCCCGGGGCGACAUGGCGCAGAGGCAGGUCAAGGACCGCUCGCUGUCCUCGAGCGCGCUCGCCUCGCCGCUGUCCGUGACCGGGUGGAGCCAGAUUCGCCGGGCUCGCGCCUCUUCCGUCGGGGAGGGCCUCGGGCCGCCCAGCUUCUUGGCAGACCUCUGGCGGCCGCAGCAUGCGCGGCGGGGGGGCGCCCCUCUCGGAGGGCGGCGCCCCCGUCGCCGCGCCCCCUCGCCCUCUCUCCUGUGCGCGCCGCCCGGCGUCCCUGGCUACGCGGGCUUCCUGCCCGGGUUCGACACCCACAAAUCCCGGAGGGGGAAACGUCGACCGGCAGGGCGACGUCGAACCUGGACCAGUUCCGCGCGACGGGGCGCGGAGCCCUCCACUGCAGCGCGGACGAGCUCGUUAUGGGGAGCAGGCCGUCUCCCUGGGCGAGUCGCCAGGGCUUGGACUUGGCCGCCACGGCGUGAUCCAGGGGACGGAGAAGUGGACAGUUCCUCGGAGGAGGAAAGGUACCCAUACUGCUACCUUUCCCUCCAUCACAGUGUCGGAGGUCUGGGGCGGUCUCUGCGCCGCGGCUUCUCCUCCUCCUCCUCCUCCUUCUCCUCCUCUCGCGAUGCCCAGUCGCAGCGCCAGGCAGCCGCGUCGCCAUUCGGCCGGCUCCGGAAAGCUCUGGCGCGCUGGUGUACAUACACCCUUCUCGGGCGCCCUCCGCCGAGCGGAGCCGCCCUUGUCUUCACUUCUGCCAGCUCUCGCGGGCCUUCCGCCGAUGGGCAAGACGUCCCGUCGAUCCCUCGAAGGCGAGGCCCUUUUUUGGAACACCGCCAUUUGGCCCCAUCUGCCCUUGCUGGUCUCUCCUGCGCUCAGUCUGCUCGCAGAAGCUGCAAGCCCGGAGCGUGCGCGGCUCGCGAACGCGGCCAGCGCCCUCCGUAGGGAUAGGGAUGCGGAGGAGGGGG